Molecule: messenger RNA, 805 nt
Organism: Diospyros lotus (date-plum)
Lineage: Eukaryota; Viridiplantae; Streptophyta; Magnoliopsida; Ericales; Ebenaceae
Exons: 8
Coding region: 89-706 (205 amino acids)
Cellular component (GO): signal peptidase complex; membrane
Molecular function (GO): serine-type endopeptidase activity
Source: RefSeq, a predicted model, not a curated record
GCUUUCUCUUGAGUUGGCUGGAACUGAGGAAUUUGCAGGAAAUUAAUCACUCAUUAAUUUUCUGAUUAUAUAUAUAUAAUAUGUAUGUAUGUAUGUAUGUAUUUGCGGAAACCCCAAAUUUCGCAGCGGCGGGCGGGCAAGCGAUCGAGAGGAGAGAGCGAAGAUGGAAUGGAUCGGAGGCGCAGUGGAUUCCAUCAAAUCUCUACAGAUCAGACAAGUUCUCUCUCAAGUUGUCAGUCUCGGUAUGAUUAUCACGUCAGCACUGAUAAUAUGGAAAGGGUUAAUGUGUAUAACUGGUAGUGAAUCACCUGUUGUUGUUGUGCUUUCUGGUAGCAUGGAACCUGGCUUCAAAAGGGGUGACAUUUUGUUUUUGCGUAUGAGCAAGGAUCCUAUUCGUGCAGGAGAAAUUGUUGUGUUUAAUGUCGAUGGGCGUGAAAUCCCAAUUGUCCAUCGUGUAAUUAAGGUUCAUGAGCGUCAAGACACUGGAGAAGUCGAUGUUCUUACAAAAGGGGAUAAUAAUUUUGGUGAUGAUAGACUGCUCUAUGCACAAGGCCAACUUUGGUUGCGAAGACACCAUAUCAUGGGGAGAGCUGUUGGGUUCUUACCGUAUGUUGGCUGGGUGACCAUUAUCAUGACCGAGAAACCUAUCAUCAAGUAUUUACUUAUAGGUGCACUUGGACUGCUGGUCAUAACUUCAAAGGAGUAGGGAAUCAAGCAAUGUUGUGACUUAUGACUUAAACAGGACAAGAAAAACACUUACAUCCAGGAAAUCACGUCAUCCUGUAAACUCUUUCCUAGAACUAGA